CUGUAUCACCUCACGUCCCAUCUCCGAUUGAACGCCGUCUACUGGGGCUUGACUGCUUUAUGCAUCAUGGGACAUCAAGACGCACUGGACCGAGAAGAGAUGAUACAAUUUGUGUUGUCGUGUUGGGAUGAGGACGCAGGAGCGUUUGGUGCCCACCCGUCCCAUGAUGCCCAUAUACUCGCAACCCUGAGUGGUAUACAGAUCCUCGUCAUCCAAGACGCGCUUGAUAGGUUAUCCCCUGAAAGAACAGAGCGUGUCGUCCAAUUCAUCCUCGACCGCCAAACACCUGCCGGCGUCUUCUCCGGCGACUCUUUCGGCGAAACCGACACGCGUUUCACGCACUGCUCCGUCCUCUCCCUCGCCCUCCUCGGCCGACUUUCCGAGCUCGACAAGCCGUACCCAUCGACCUCCGAAUCACACCCCGAAACCAGGAAAGCCAAGAUUCUGGACUACACGCGCAAGUGCCGAAACUUUGACGGCGCGUUCGGAUCCAAGAUCGAUGCCGAAUCGCAUGCUGCUCAAGUCUUCGUAUGCACCGGCACGCUAGCGGUGCUCGGCGCCUUGAACGAUCCGUCCUGCCUGGACCGCGACACCUGCGCAUGGUGGCUAUCCGAACGUCAGCUCCCUAACGGCGGGCUGAACGGGCGGCCCGAGAAGCUAGAAGACGUUUGCUACAGCUUCUGGGUGCUCUCUUCGCUCUCGAUCCUGGGAAAGCUCUCCUGGAUAGACGCCGACAAGCUCACGUCCUUCAUCCUCUCGUCUCAGGAUCCGGAACAGGGUGGUAUCGCCGACCGACCAGACAACAUGGUGGACGUGUUCCACACUGUCUUCGGCGUUGCCGGACUCUCGCUCGUAGGCUACCCCGGCCUGGUCGACCUCGACCCGGUGUACUGCAUGCCAGCGGCGGUGAUCGAGAAGAAGGGGCUGAGGACAGGGUGGAAGGCGCUGCCGCGGAAGCAGAAGUAGUGAAGGAACGCCAGCGCUGACCGGUGUACGUUAUCGAACAGGUACAGGCCCUUAGAAUGUAUGCGCAUGCCGUUGUUGGACAAACACGAAUGAUAUUGCU
Punctularia strigosozonata HHB-11173 SS5 is the source of this 1066-nucleotide messenger RNA. Its product is annotated as terpenoid cyclases/Protein prenyltransferase. Gene Ontology annotation, cellular component: Rab-protein geranylgeranyltransferase complex. The transcript is spliced from 7 exons. The record is from RefSeq and is a predicted model, not a curated record. The coding region runs from base 67 to 966 and encodes 299 amino acids. Gene Ontology annotation, molecular function: Rab geranylgeranyltransferase activity. Gene Ontology annotation, biological process: protein geranylgeranylation. Lineage: Eukaryota; Fungi; Basidiomycota; Agaricomycetes; Corticiales; Punctulariaceae.